Molecule: messenger RNA, 4823 nt
Organism: Pseudonaja textilis
Lineage: Eukaryota; Metazoa; Chordata; Lepidosauria; Squamata; Elapidae
Gene: VAPA
Product: VAMP associated protein A
Biological process (GO): neuron projection development
Cellular component (GO): endoplasmic reticulum membrane; plasma membrane
Molecular function (GO): FFAT motif binding
Source: RefSeq, a predicted model, not a curated record
AGUCAGUUGCUCCGGGGGCAGCGAAGGGAGGCGGGGGUGGGGGUGGGGGGAAAAGGGUGAGGACAGCAACGCAAAAGCAGCGGCUGACCCCGCGCGCUUCUGCGCCCGCCUGCUUUUCGGGGCUACGAGGAGGGGGCGGCUGCGAGCCUUGCCGCCGCAAGUCCUCCUCGGAAGGCUCCCCCUCCUGCCCCAGCGGAACGUCCUCCCUCCCUCCCUCCUCCCGCCCGCCCUCUCCUUCCUCCUGGAGUCAGCGAACGUGUGAGCAGCGAUGGCGGCCGCCGGAGUGCUGGCGAAGCACGAGCAGAUUCUGGUGCUCGAUCCGCCCACCGACCUCAAAUUCAAAGGUCCUUUUACAGAUGUAGUCAUCACAAAUCUUAAACUACGAAAUCCAUCGGACAGAAAAGUAUGCUUUAAAGUAAAAACUACAGCACCUCGUCGAUACUGUGUGCGGCCAAAUAGUGGAAUUAUUGACCCAGGAACUUCAGUAACUGUAUCCGUUAUGUUACAGCCUUUUGAUUAUGAUCCAAAUGAGAAGAGCAAACAUAAGUUUAUGGUACAGACAAUCUUUGCCCCUGCAAACAUUACAGAUAUGGAAGCAGUGUGGAAGGAUGCAAAAUCUGAGGAAUUAAUGGACUCCAAAUUGAGAUGUGUAUUUGAAAUGCCUAAUGAAAAUGAUAAGCUGGUUUUAUCUUCAAGAUCUGUAUACAUAACUCCAGCCAACAGAAACUUUCUUCAGGAUCCUGCAAAUAAUAGACAGAAGAUUGACAUGAUGGAACCAGGCAGUGAGGUCAAAUACAAGAUGGAUCAGAAUGAAAUAGAAACAAGUAAAUCUGCUCCAAUACUGAAUACAACAAAACCAGAUGGUCUGGUGCCAAAAUCGCAUAGUGUUUCGCUUAAUGACACUGAAACAAGGAAGCUAGUGGAAGAAUGCAAAAGACUUCAGGCAGAUAUCGUGAAACUAUCAGAGGAAAAUAGACAUCUGAGAGAUGAAGGCUUGAGGCUGAGAAAGGUGGCACACCCAGAUAAACCUGGACCAUCAGGCUUGGCCCUCCGAGAUAAUGGCACCAAUCCUCUUCCUUCACUUCUUGUUGUAAUUGCAGCCAUUUUCAUUGGAUUCUUUUUAGGGAAGUUCAUCUUGUAGAAAGGGAGAAAGAGAAGAGAAAGAGAGAGAGAGAGAGAGAGAGAGAAGCAUGCAGAAUGCUGCUUCCUUUUUUUUUUUCUUGGCCAGAAAAAAAAAAUUACCUACCACUUCAUUGGUAGUAUGGCCAAAGUGACCAUUUUUGUGUACAGCAUCAUACAGGCUUUGCCUCGAAUGAUCUUGCACGGUUAGACAACACAAUAAAAAGACAAACUGUUCGGCUGCUGGACAAAAUUGUAUAUUAAUUCAUUAAUAGCAGGUGUCAGUUGCACAUUCAGUCCUUUAUGAAAACUCAUAAAUAAAGAAUUGUUCUUCUUUUUGUGGUUUUAAUAAGAGUUAAAAUUGUUCAAAGUCUUGUAAAUGUUAUUUUAAUAAUCCUUUUCAAAAUUUAUCUGUUAUUCUUGCCUCUUGGAAAGAAUAUUAGAAUGCUAAUUCGCUUGUUCAGGAAAAUGAUGAGGCAUUCUGUGGGGAAAUGUUCCUCUUAGUGUAUACAUUUUUUUCCUUCAACUUACUUUGCUGAUAUCAUGGCAGAAUUUCUUACCCUUGUGAGGUGGUUGUGGAAGAAAAAAAUAAUCAUCCUAACAGCCCUGUCCCAUGGUAUUUAACAAACAAAAUAAUAAAACUGUUAACAGACUUUCUGAUGGGUAGCUUGUUUCUGUGAAUUGUUCUUUUUGAAAGAUUUUACAACAUAUGCUAUACACAGCCUGUUCUUGUCACAGAUUUAUAUUGUUCACUAGUUGUGGCUUAGACUGGUGCCAGUCUGAUUUAUGGAAUCAAUUGUAUUUUGAUUUUUCAACCAGACUUAUUAGGCCAAGUGUCCAUAGAAGAACUAUAAUGUUUCCCUAUAAUGUUUCCAAAUAACCCAAAGUUAAUACUGAUUGAGAAAACAUUGAUUGAGUUUUGUGAAAAAAAUUAAACCUUGUUCAGCAAAUGUCUUGGCACAGCUGCCUGUUAGCUAUGCAUAUCUUAAUUCUAUAAAAUUCAUUUUAUUUGGUCUGAAUAUUUUUUCUGCACUAUCUUGUGGUUUGUUUAAUUUCCGCUAUUUACGUCAUUAAAUAGAUGAUUUUGAAAGUACAACACAGCUAUUCUACAUAAUCCAUCAUAAGAAAGUAUUUGAAAUUGAUAUUUUGGAAGGCUUAUACUUAUAAGAAUUUUGGAUGUCCUUGGAUAUAAUGAAGCAGUGCUAUGUAGAUUUUACAUAGCUGAGAACUGUUCCAGGAAAAAUAUAAAUCUUUGAUUUUGCCUUUGAUUUUUAAUGCUUUUUUAAAUGGACAAGCUACUUAUGUCAUAUACCGUCAUAAUUCGCUGUGAUAAGCUUUUAUAAACAUCUUGCAAUUUACAAAGAAGAUGAUGAACAAACUACUUGUCUGAUGUUUCACUUAAAAGCAUGCAAACACAGUUAUUCUUUGUGUUUUCUGGUAUCUGCCUUCUGACUUUGGUGACUUGAAGAAGCUUACUCAUACCCGGUACUCACUUAAUUGGUUCUAACAACAGUAGUAUUGUUCAUACUGUAUUGUAUAACUGGUAUAUCAGGAGAAAGCAUUCAUUCCUUGAAGGAACUUGAUCACUGGAAGAGAAUACAAGGAAGAUUUAUGUACAUAUGUUUUGAUAUUUCUGUGAAAGAAUAAAGCUUCAAAGAUAUGUUCUCUGUUAAAGUAAAUUAAAGCUGGUUUGCACUGGCUAAGUACUUUAGCAUUUAUUAGCCUGAACUUAGAAUUUAUUACAGAUAGCCAGAACUGUGGCAGAACAUAGUAUGGGGAAUUACUCUUACCUUGGCAGAUCUCUUGCCAAAAAUAAAAUAAAGACAACAAUAACAUAAGCAUUCCACAGCUUAUAAGAUGAUGAUUGUAAGUGUAGAAUUAGGGUCCUAGCUGGGCCACUUAGUAGGGCAAGGCUUUCAAAAACAAAUAUUAUGGAAUGAUUCAAUAAUUACUGUAAGUAGAGUGAGAAAAUCUUGUUUGUGGAUGCGCUUCUAGUUUUUAAUCUUUUCAUAACUAUAUAAAAUGUAAUGCUGAACUAUUUCACUCUCAGGAGUGAUUCUGGAUGAUACCAACUGUAUUUAGUGAAUUUAUGUAAUACAGAUUAAAUUGACUGUUCCUGAAAUGGUUAGAACUUUGCCGUUUUGCUUGUGCACAGCAAUGUGAGGAACGUAUUUGUUCCUGUUAGUAAGUGCUUCCAUCAGAAAGUGCAGUGUGUUCACUGUAGUAGAUCUAACAUAUAGUGAAUUAUUGGCUCCUGCAGCUUGCAUGAUGCAAGCUUUAUAUUUAAGGUUGGCAACUUUGCUUAUGGCAAGAAAUUAUAGCAGAAAGCAAAAUUAUUUAAAAGUCCUGAAAUAUUUUUUCAUCUGCUUGUUGUAUAAAGUGAAAAAAAAGCUGCACCCCAAAAUCUGUUUAAUCGAUUUCAAAGAAAAUAAUUAUGCUUACGUAAAGUUAAAAUGAAUUUUCCAAUGAAUUUCUCAUUACCAAAAGUCUUUUGGGCAUUCAGGUGGUGUUAAAGAUAUUGGAAAAAUAACACUACAAGUUAUGAACUGAGCAAAAAUUCACAAAAAUUGCAAAGGAUUUAUGGUAUCCAUCAGUUUUGUAAUACAAGUUAUUUCAGUUGUGUUGAAUACAAAGUUUAUAAAAUAAAUUAAAACUUGGUAUUCAUAAGAUGGGAAGCUGGCAACUACAAGCACACAAAUUGUUUUGGAUUAUAAUUCCUGAACAUCUAAAAGACCUGUACUAAGACUAGGGAUAAUUAUAGGAGAAACAGAAUGCAGAAAAUACGGAGAGUGCCCCAUUAGUUCUUGAUAACGAUCAUAAAACUUAACUACCUGUUAUGCAAUCAAAUGCAUAGAAUAGGCCAUUGGAUUUGAAUAUUAUCAUGUUCAGUAAAUACUGGCUUGUUGGAAUAUGUUGAUAUUUGUGCUCAGAUAAGUAAUUAUAUUUUGUGAAUCAGUGCAAAUUGCCUAAGAAUAGGCAUAUUCUUACCUAACAGAAAAGACAUGGAUAAUUUGAAAGGCUGUUUGAUUUUGUUCUUGACUCUCAGCAACUGUAUUCUUUUAUCUAAUUUGUGAAUUUAUGAAUUAAAGGAAACCUUUUCCCUGAUGAUUAUCUAAUGCUAUCUUAUUACACAUACUUUUCCUGUAUUCUGCAAUACGUGUAAGCUAAUAAACUAGGUGGCAAUCUACUGCCCUUGUAAUAAAGUAACAAUAUUUGUAAGAUCCAGAGUUGCUGCUAACAGAUUAUUUUCUAGUAGCAUGAUCAGUUUUCAGGCAAGAAAUUAUUGGAAUUGUAAUCCUUUUCACUUUUGCAUCUUUCUCUCUAAAACAUGCCAGUGCUAAUUAUGUGGUGAUCACAGAAUAAUCUCAGACAGCCUAUAUAUAUAUAUCAAAAGCAAAGUAAUUAUUUUCUAGGAUUAAUGAGUCAACAUACUGUAUCUCAUAGAAAUAUUUUGUAUUAGAAAACUUUUGUUUUGGCAUAGUUUGAUUCCAGAAAUCUGAAGAAGCUUAACAGCUAUAUUUUCACUACAGUACUUAAAUUUAAGACCAGAUCAUACUGAACAUCUUGUUUGCUGUGUUAAUAAUAUAUGUUUGAUAUAAUUUUGAGGCAUCACAUUUCAUACAUGCUCAUUCAAAUAAGCAUUCAAUGUAAUAUAAAAAAUAAGUCAUCCUGGAUUUGAUUAAUCUUAAACAUAAAAAUUUCUC